Messenger RNA from Arvicanthis niloticus (Nile rat), 1294 nucleotides. Lineage: Eukaryota; Metazoa; Chordata; Mammalia; Rodentia; Muridae. The record is from RefSeq and is a predicted model, not a curated record.
GGGGCGGGACUUACUACAUAACUGCUUCCGGGCUGUAGGGUGACCUUGAGCCCCUCAAAAGCGACAUGGCGGUUCUCUUAAAGCUGGGUUCUCUUUGCAGUGGCCAAGGAGCUCGAGCUCUGAUUCUCCAAAGCCGGUUGGUCAGACCUGCUUAUGUGUCAGCCUUUCUCCAGGACCAGCCUACCCCAGGAUGGUGUGGGACCCAGCGCAUUCACCUGUCACCAAGCCACCACUCUGGCUCCAAGGCUGCAUCUCUCCACUGGACCAGUGAGAGGGUUCUCAGUGUUUUGCUCUUGGGCCUGAUCCCAGCUGGGUACUUGAAUCCCUGCUCUGUGGUGGACUACUCUCUGGCUGCAGCCCUCACCCUGCACAGUCACUGGGGCCUUGGACAGGUGGUUAUUGACUACGUUCAUGGGGAUGCACUGGAGAAGGCCGCCAAGGCAGGCCUGUUGGCAGUCUCAGCUUUGACCUUUGCUGGGCUUUGCUACUUCAAUUACCACGAUGUAGGCAUCUGCAGAGCGGUCGCCAUGCUGUGGAGGCUCUGACCCCGGGUGGAGCGCUUUGAUUGUACGCCUCCUUGCCUCUGCUUUUAUCAAUGCUGUUCACCUCACAGUGAGGAGGGAUGAAGGCUAAGUCCGUGGGUGGGCAGAAUGUCUUCUAAUUACAUGGUUAUUUUCAGAAGUUAUUUGUUGAGGAAGAGGUUUGAGGAGUUAGGUCUGACCAGUCAUGAGUCUGAGCUCCAUAUUCCACUGAGUAUGGUCGCCAGCUCAUACGCUCACCGUGUACCUGAACAUUUCAUGGGCUCCUGUUGCCUUGACCACCGUUUCUUAAGGAGAGCCACUAACUGCUAUCAGGGUAAGAGUAGACUUCUCUCCUCAGACCAGGAGGGAGGACUGUUCAUUCAUGAGCCAAACUUUGCAUGAAAUUGGAAAGUAAUUCAUUUGGAACCUUCCAUUCUUGUUCAAGUGACACCAGCUGUUGAUGGCUCUGUUUCUAGGGGACUUUCAAUCAGGAGAUGCUCUCAAGUACUGAUUUUUGUCAGCCUUAGGAAGGAAAUCGAAGAAAGCUAGAUUUAGAGAAGUUUAAUGUAGGACGUUCUCCUUGUAGGUGGGUUAACAUAUGACACGUUGCAAACAGGCUUACUCUUCAAAUGUAUCUCACUUGUGCAGAAAUCAGCUGUCCAAAAAUAUAAGACUAAGUAAUAAACUGUCUUCCCACCAUGGGAAUUGUUAAUGACAAAGUGUACUCUGAAAAAGCAAAAUUUUUAAAUAAAAUGUUAUAUAAUGAAAACACA